Gongylonema pulchrum is the source of this 849-nucleotide messenger RNA. The record is from the annotation of a GenBank genome assembly. Lineage: Eukaryota; Metazoa; Nematoda; Chromadorea; Rhabditida; Gongylonematidae.
AUGUUUGGUCCACAAACUUCUUUAUUCGCCACGCGUUACAAAUGCUUGAAAUUGACCAAACAAGCAGAUGAUGGCUACGUGGCAUACGGCGGAAAUGUAAAUUUGGAGUGCGAAAGAUUUAAGCUCGAGGAGCUCACAAAUGAUCAGUUUAAAUGCUUGAAUCAACCUGGACAUACUAGCUUCGGUGAGGUGAAGGAGAGCCGGAGUCGAGUUCCAAGAAGAUAUCUAAAAGAGGAGAAUAUCUUCGAAGUGGUCAGCUUACUCCAAAAUAUCCAUGCUGGUUAUGGGGACAAGUGCAUUUUGUCCGAGACUGCCAUUUCCGAAGACACAGAUGCCAAGACUGUUCAAGUGGAUGAAGGUUCGAGAGAACUGUUGACUAUAAAUACCCAUAGAGGGGAACAUUAUCGGACGGCGGAGGUAGACGCCGUUAUUUCCGAGCACAAACAAAAUAGUGCAGCUAAAAUGAUAGCAGAAUUUUACCCAGAAAUCCUCGAAGCAAAAUUGGGAAACUGCACAAGAGCUAAAGCAAUGCUGCUUCCUAAAUCUGGUGCCAAGCCGGUUUUCCGUCCAAAGAGACCUGUACCGUAUGCGGCGCAAGCAACAGUUAAUCAAGAACUGGAUCGUCUUGAACAGCAAGGGGUGAUAUCGAAAGUUGAAUAUUCGGCUUGGGCAGUGCCGAUAAUAGUAGUGAAAAAGGCUAACGGCAAAGUACGUAUAUGUGCCGACUUUUCAACAGGUUUAAAUGAAGCACUGAAGUUGCAUCAGUACCCGUUUCCGCUUCCAGAGGAAAUAUUCGCAGCCUUAACCGGAGGCCGGUACUCCUGGCAAUUAGAUUUUGCGGAUGCAUAA